GCUUAUUUUAAGCAUUAGACGUAGCUUAUGCAUCAGUAGAAAUUAUAUAUAACGUACUGAUAUAGUUUUUUAUGGUCUAUUGUAGGCCUACUGCAUAGAUGUAGAGCAACGUCAACUCUUUUUAUGCCAACUGUCAGAUCAAGAAGACCACGAUUCCAAAACGUCAGGGUUCAGCAGCUAAAACCGAACUACUAACCCAACGCCUGGUAGAAAGAUACGUCGUCAUAGCCUGUUUAAGUCCUUUUAUCAUCAUACUUCGAUAUCUUCUACUUUAAACCGAAUGGUCCUGAUGAAUAUGAACUGUUCAGAGGAGAAGUAUUAAAGAAACAAUGUUCCUUAUGGAUGAGCCUUCAAACCAACAGCAGUCCAGUGUGAAGAUGGCCACUGACAUGCCUGCUGCCGACAGCAAGGAGUCUGCUGAUAUGGAGAACAAGACCAAUGGAUCAGUAGAAACCAAAAACACAGUGGAAAAUGGGCAGUUCCCUGACCCCUCAGACUGGGCUGUGACUGAUGUUGUUGACUACUUCAAAGCAGCCGGAUUUGAGGAACAGGCCACUGCCUUCAAGGAUCAGGAAAUUGAUGGCAAGUCCCUGCUUCUGAUGACGCGCAAUGACGUGUUGACCGGCCUAUCCAUCAAACUGGGACCUGCGCUGAAGAUCUAUGAGUACCACGUCAAGCCGCUGCAGACGCAGCACCUGAAGAGCAAUGCGGCGUAGAAGCGCUGCUCGCUUCCACAGUCAGUGCCUCAUCCCAGGGCGGCGCAAGGACAGAUGUUCCAGUCUGCAUCCAUAAUGUGCUGCAGUGGUACUUCAAUGUUGGCACUGUUGAUCUGUCUGGUCAUGCAAUAUUACGGUGUGAUUUUUUUUAACUUGAUGUUCAUACACUGAACGAAUGGAAACGGUGCUAGGUUUGAAACAUAACAUUCUGUCCUGCCUUCGCCUUAAGCAGAGGAUACACUGGACAGUGGUUUGGCAUUUUGAUUAUGUGUUUGGUCCUGCAGGGUUUAAUACUAUAUGGUUUCUCCUAAAAUGGAGUUACCUCUUUGCAAAUGUGCUUUUACUUGAACCUCUUAGCUUGUGCGUGUGUGGAGAGCCCUUACACUUUAUCUCCAAAUCAUGAAACUAUAACUAUAUGAGAGAAGAACCACUGAGAUGGUCACUACCCUACGUGGAUGGCUCUCAUCCCAUCCAACAUUUCCAGGAGUGUCUCCUUUUUGUUUUAGAAAGGGAUGAUCUUUUAAAAAUCAAUGCUGCGUGAUUAUUAAAAAAAGAAAAGCACAAGUGAUGUUAAA
This is a messenger RNA of Clupea harengus (Atlantic herring), 1291 nucleotides long. Its product is annotated as sterile alpha motif domain-containing protein 13. NCBI's taxonomy places the organism in Eukaryota, Metazoa, Chordata, Actinopteri, Clupeiformes, Clupeidae. Gene Ontology annotation, cellular component: nucleus. Gene Ontology annotation, molecular function: chromatin binding; histone binding. The record is from RefSeq and is a predicted model, not a curated record. Gene Ontology annotation, biological process: negative regulation of DNA-templated transcription.